Messenger RNA from Cyclopterus lumpus (lumpfish), 1962 nucleotides. It is a transcript of the gene pphln1, whose product is annotated as periphilin 1. Gene Ontology annotation, biological process: protein localization to heterochromatin; negative regulation of DNA-templated transcription; negative regulation of gene expression, epigenetic. Lineage: Eukaryota; Metazoa; Chordata; Actinopteri; Perciformes; Cyclopteridae. The coding region runs from base 128 to 1327 and encodes 399 amino acids. Gene Ontology annotation, cellular component: nucleoplasm. The transcript has 11 exons. The record is from RefSeq and is a predicted model, not a curated record.
UCUCAUUCUCGUCCAAUAAAACAGAAGCUCUCCAUGUAGCUACCGGGGAAGGCUAGGCUAGUGGAAGAUUUUGUUGAAGAUUGUGUUUUCUCUAUCACCCCAAUUCACAGAGAUUCUUACAUCCAAAAUGACGUACAGGAGAGAUCGGAGUAUACGAGAGGUGUAUGAUGACCGCUUUUUGGGAGAUAGACCGGGUCCUUACCCACGGGCAGCUGGGGCAGCGGAGAGAAGGGGCCCCUUUGGCAGGCCGGAGGAGGACUAUGGCCGUGGCGGGUACGAAUACGAAGGAGGUCCACGCUUUUUUCCAAAUGGAGGAGGCCAACGAAAUUAUCAUGAAGAUCAGAGGGGCUACCAUGGUGACAACGUUCAUUUCUCUGCUGAACGCAGAGCUGUUCCACCUGCAAGAAGGGAGGAAUACCCUUACAGAGGGCCCAGGGAGGACCCGCACGCAGGACGGCCUUUGGAGUUUGGCGCCCGUGCGCCGCCACCUCCUCCUCACAACGUGCGAAACCAGGGUGUCUACCCAGCGGCCCGAUCACUCCCGGAGAGUGGGGAAGACACACUCGUGCAAGCCAUCCUCAACCUGGACAGAGGGGAGGACAGAGACCCCUUCAGGAGAAAGGCGGCCUCGGCCCCGUUCCCUCCACCCAGAGAGCGCUCGCCUGUGCGCCGCGAGGUGGCCCGUUCCCCCCACAGUCGCUCCGGCUCCAGCGUCAGCAGCAGAAGCUACUCGCCAGACAGAGCCAAGAGCCUGCCAUUUCCCUCGCAGCAGGACAAGAAUGUGGACGGUCCAGAGGGGGUUUCUGAGCACCAUUGGGGGGCGCUCUUUUCUCAACAGAGUGGACAUGAAACUUUGGACAAAAUUCCAGGCCUGUCAAGAGAAGGCUCCCCACACAGCGCAACCUCGAACAAGGAGGAGAACCAUCCUCCAGAAGUAGAAAAAGAGGAGCCUCCGGUGGCUCCAGUCGUCGAGGAGAGCCAAAAGUCGUCUACAGACAACUUUCAAGAGCGACGAGCCCUCGCCAUCGCAGCCAAAGCUCAGGAGAUCGAGAAGGUGUACCAGCAAGACUGCGAGACAUUUGGCAUGGUGGUAAAGAUGCUGGUGGCUAAAGACCCCAACCUGGAGAAGCAGCUGCAGGUUCCCCUCAGGGAGAACCUCGGGGAGAUCCGCGAUCGUUGCCUGGAGGACCUCAAACACUUCAUCAACGAGCUGGACGAGGUGGUCCGGCAGUCGGAGCCUUCUGUUUGUGACUCGACCACCCCAUCAACAGCACUGACGGGUCAUAAACUUUCAAAGACGGCAGUCAAUCACAGCUCGUCUUACUGACACAUUGGCCAUCGGCUCUUCGUGCGACUGAGCGUGGAAGGAUUGACUUCUGAACAUUAUGGAUAUUUCAAAUACAUGUUUGCUGGACUUGGAAAGGAUCCUACAGCACAGCAACGUGAAGAAAAACUCUGAAUGGAAUUUAUGCAGUUUGCAUUGUUGGGAUAAACAGUGUUAGUUUUGAACAGACUAUUUUCUACCAUACUUUUCUCUGUUGAAAGAUGGAGAUUAUAAAAUGUUAAAAGUUGUUCCACUGUCAAAUAACUGUCCUGCAUCCCAUGGAAAUGAUUAAGAUAGGUUUUUUGUUAUUUAAACAAUUUUGAUGAAAGUAGGUUGUUGAGAAUAGACAGACCUGCAGCACGAACACACUUUUCUAAAGGAAAAGCCUGAUAAGACUGUUUUUGUUUUGUAAUAUUUUCAGUUAUGUACAUUUUGUAGCAGUCGGAUGUAUGACUCAGUGCUGCUAAAUUUACAGUUCUACAUUCUUGUAUACAUUUGUACUGUCUGGAAAUGCCAGUUUGGUUACUUUUCAUUGUUGUCUCUUUAACUUUAAUUUCCUUCCCAGAAAAACCUGCACAAGGCUUGAUUUAUUUUUGAUGACAUCGAGACAAAGUUGAAGUAAAGAUUGUUUCUGUUAA